GAAAGGAAACACAAAUAAAAAAAUAUCUUUUAUAAUUUGUGAUCCUCUUGUCUCCAUCCAUCCACAACCUUGCAAACACAAGAAAUUAACAAGAUAAAAGAACAUAUAUAAUCCACAUACCUUCAACUGCAACUGCAACUGCAACCAUGGAGUCUGCUCACAGUCACAAGCACCACCUGAUCUUCCUUCCCAGCCCGGGAUCGAGCCAUCUCGUCCCUGCCCUCAACUUCGGAAACCUAAUCCUCAGUCGAAACUCAUCCCUUCGUAUAACAUAUCUACUCAUAGCCGAUCUUCAUACUCCGAAACCUUCCCACAAUUCAAUCCUACCCAUCCCCAAUCCUUGCCUUCAAUUCCUCAACCUCCCUAAACCCGAAACUCCGGUCAGCUCAAGUUUCCAUGACAACAAGCAGAAGCUGGCUUCGGUACGCAGCACCGAAUAUAUAAACAGGCAUAGGCCACAAGUGAGAAAAGCAGUAGAUGAUAUUGUCAAGAACUCGGGGGAUCGAAUAGUUGGAUUGGUUGUAGACAUGUUCUGCGUGAGUAUGAUCGAUGUUGGCGACGAAUUCGGGAUCCCUAGCUAUGUGUUCUACACUUCUAGCGCUACGUUUCUUGCGUUCAAGAUGUUCUUCCUUAGGCUUAGAGAUGAACAUGGACAGGAUAUUACAGAGUAUAAGGAUAGUGAUCAUGAAUUCCAAAUCCCUGGAUUUGUCAAUCCUGUGCCUGCCAAAGUUAUGCCUUCUAUGAUGCUGGACAAAAAUGGCGGAUCGGAAUUGGUGAUGGAAUGCGCACGUCAGAUUCGUAAAACUAAAGGAAUUAUUAUCAACACUAUGGAAGAAAUGGACGCAACCGCCAUAAGAACCCUAAUUGACUCGAAAGGUGAAAUUCCCCCAAUUUACCCAAUAGGACCCGUAAUUGAUCUCGUUCCAGUUCGGACUCGAGAUGAACGAAUCGAAGACGAUAGUAUAAUCGGUUGGCUGGACGCACAACCGCCGUCGUCGGUGGUGUUUCUGUGCUUCGGCAGCCAGGGGACGUUCCCCGCGCCACAGAUCGAACACCUUGCGUGCGCAAUCGAGUUGUGUGGCUACAGAUUUCUAUGGUCGCUAAGAAGCCCUAAGGGAGGAACGGCGGAAGAGAUCUUACCAGAAGGUUUUCUCGAGCGAAGUAGCUGCGCCGGGAGAGUGAUCGGAUGGGCGCCGCAGGCGGCGGUGCUGUCGCACCCGGCGGUUGGGGGAUUCGUGUCGCACUGCGGGUGGAACUCGGUGCUGGAAAGCGUGUGGUUCGGCGUUCCGAUCGCCGCCUGGCCGAUGGCGGCGGAGCAGCAAGUGAACGCGUUCCACAUCGUGAAGGAAUUGGGGAUUGCGGUGGAGAUUAAGAUGGAUUACAGAGGAGACGUGGAUUCCGCGAGCGUGGUGGAGGCAGAGUUGGUCGAGAAAGCGAUCCGGGCGGUGAUGGGCAGAGAAUCGAUCGGAAUUCGGAAGAAAAUUAGGGUUUUGAGAGAGAGGGGAUUGAGAGGUUUAAUGGCCGGGGGUGGAGGUUCAUGGGAGAAGUUCAUGGAAAAGCUAAUUCAUGACAGUAAUUCUUCUGCUUCAACUUAGCGAAUAAAGGCUGGUGUGUUUGAGUACGUAUGUAAAUUGUUUCGUUACUUCGUGCUCCCUACUUAUGUACCCAACAGCAAUGGCUCGGAUUUGGAGGCCCUACCCUCUGACACAAGGGUUUUUUUUGGAAAAAUUUGGUUUGGGUUUGGGUUGAAUUUGAAUUUUUUAUGAGUUUUGGAAAUCUCUUAGGUUUAUAUUUGAAUUUAGUGGGUUUUGUUAAGCAGUGAUGUGAUAGAUAAUGAUUGCAACGAUGUGAUUAUUAAUUUAGUUUAAUAAAUUAAUUUAGACUCCGUCCAUAUACCACUUUGUUAUGUCCAC
Molecule: messenger RNA, 1913 nt
Organism: Andrographis paniculata
Lineage: Eukaryota; Viridiplantae; Streptophyta; Magnoliopsida; Lamiales; Acanthaceae
Product: anthocyanidin 3-O-glucosyltransferase 2-like
Exons: 1
Coding region: 147-1595 (482 amino acids)
Molecular function (GO): UDP-glycosyltransferase activity
Source: RefSeq, a predicted model, not a curated record